CCUGCGCCCGGCUCCCUCUGCCCUGCGCAGCGCCAUGGACGACCUGCGGGUGCUGUGGAUGCGCGACCGCGUGUAUGCGGCUUUCGGCAUCACCGAUCCCCAGCUUUUCGAGGACCUGCUCAACCGCGACGACGGCCAGGGCGAGGACCUCAUCCUGCACUUCCUCAACCAGGCGAGCGAGGAGGAGGGCUCCUCGGCGCUCUUCAUCUACCGCACGAUGGUGCCGGAGGAGGUGGAGGUGGAGAUUGAUGAGAUACCUGUCCUGUCUGCAGAGGAAGAAGAGGAAGAAGAGAUUUAUUCUCAAAAAGUGGAGUCCGUGGAUAAAGGGCGAGCUAAGCGUGUGUCACUGAGAACCGAAUCUCUAGGUCAACCUCUAAUCGACGUAGAGGAUGAAGAAAUGCACAAAGAGAUUUCAGAAAAUCUCCCUUCCAAAAGAAUUGUGAAGCACAUUGUGGAAAAAAUGCGUCUCCACAUGCUCUGUGCCCCUCUUCCCACGGAGUUCCUGGACCAAAACGUGGUGUUUUUUCUCAGAAAUACCAAAGAGGCAAUCUCUGAAGCUACCGACAUGAAGGAAGCUAUGGAAAUUAUGCCGGAAACACUGGAGUAUGGAAUUAUAAAUGCUAAUGUGCUCCAUUUUCUGAAGGAUAUUAUGUGUCAGGUUUUUUUGCCAGCAUUGUCCUUCAAUCAGCACAGGACAAGUACAACUGUGGGAGUUACAUCUGGAGAAGGCUUUGAUUCCCCUGAGUAUGAAUCAGACCUGCCGCCCAUGCCUGGGGAGACAGUAGAAUAUCACAGUAUUCAAUUAAUACGGGAUGAAUUUUUAAUGAAUGUGCAGAAAUUUGCAAGUAAUAUUCAAAGAACCAUGCAGCAACUUGAAGGUGAGAUCAAGUUAGAAAUGCCAACCAUCAGUGUGGAGGGAGAGGUGUCCGACCUGGCAGCUGACCCGGAAACUGUUGACAUCUUGGAGCAGUGUGUGAUAAACUGGCUGAACCAGAUAUCCAUAGCGGUUGAGGGCCAACUGAAGAAGACACCUCAGGGUAAAGGCCCUCUGGCUGAAAUUGAAUUCUGGAGGGAAAGAAAUGCAACUUUAAGUGCUCUGCAUGAACAAACAAAGCUUCCAAUAGUCAGAAAAGUCUUGGAUGUGAUCAAGGAAUCUGACUCCAUGCUUGUGGCUAACCUGCAGCCAGUGUUCACCGAGUUAUUCAAGCUCCACACGGAGGCCUCAGACAAUGUGCGCUUUCUCUCCACCGUGGAGCGUUAUUUCAAGAACAUAACGCAUGGGUCUGGCUUCCACGUGGUCCUGGACACCAUCCCCGCCAUGAUGAGUGCCCUGCGGAUGGUGUGGAUCAUCUCCCGACACUACAACAAAGAUGAGAGGAUGAUUCCGCUCAUGGAGCGCAUCGCCUGGGAAAUCGCCGAGAGAGUCUGUCGAGUGGUCAACCUGCGGACUUUGUUCAAAGAAAAUCGAGCGAGUGCCCAAAACAAAACCCUGGACGCCAGGAACACCCUCAAGCUGUGGAAAAAGGCCUAUUUUGACACCCGGGCCAAGAUAGAGGCCUCGGGGAGGGAAGCUCGGUGGGAGUUUGACCGGAAGCGGCUGUUCGAGAGGACGGAUUACAUGGCCACCAUCUGCCAGGACCUGUCCGACAUUCUGCAGGUUUUGGAGGAAUUUUAUAACAUAUUUGGUCCAGAACUAAAGGCAGUGACGGGGGACCCCAAACGCAUUGACGAUGUCCUGUGCAGGGUGGACGGCCUAGUCACCCCCAUGGAAAACCUGACCUUUGACCCCUUCAGCAUCAAGUCCUCCCAGUUCUGGAAAUAUGUGAUGGAUGAAUUCAAGAUUGAAGUUCUGGUUAUUGAGAAAGAAGCAAAACAUUUUAUUGAUGAAUCUUUUAAGACGCUUCGAUCCGCUGAAGCAGCAUUUGACAUGCUUUUAAAAUUUAAGCACAUUCGUUCACGGGAGGCUGUUAAUCGACAAAUGAUGAUGAAAUUUAAUGAUAUUCUUGCACAGUACUGUAAAGAGGUCAAACAGAAAUAUUUGGAAGUGGGUAGGACGAUGAAGGAGUAUGAAGACAGGAAGUACGAGCAGUGGAUGGAGGCGACGGAGCAGGUGCUGCCGGCCCUCAUGAAGAAGAGCCUUUUGACCAAGUCUUCCACCGCUGCGGAGGAGCCUUGGACUUCAGAAAGGGGAGCUGUUUUUGCAAUCAACUUUUCACCUGCUCUCAGGGAGAUUAUUAAUGAAACGAAGUACUUAGAGCAGCUGGGGUUCACUGUCCCUGAAUUAGCAAGAAAUGUUGCGCUCCAGGAAGACAAAUUCCUUAGGUACACAGAUGGGAUACAGCGCAUGUUGGAUCAUUAUCACACGCUCAUAGGAACAUUAAACGAGGCAGAGUCCGUGCUUCUCAACGACCAUUCCCAGGAGCUACUCCGAGUGUUUCGGUCUGGAUAUAAGAGGUUGAACUGGAACUCACUGGGUAUUGGUGACUAUAUAACUGGUUGCAAACAGGCCAUUGGGAAAUUUGAGUCUCUCGUCCACCAGAUUCAUAAGAAUGCAGAUGACAUUUCUUCCAGGCUGACAUUAAUAGAGGCCAUAAAUCUCUUUAAAUAUCCAGCUGCUAAAAGCGAGGAAGAACUCCCAGGUGUGAAGGAAUUUUUUGAACACAUUGAGCGAGAAAGGGCCAGAGACGUGGACCACAUGGUCCGGUGGUAUCUUGCCAUUGGACCGCUGCUGACUAAAGUUGAGGGCCUGGUCGUCCACACCAACACAGGCAAGGCCCCCAGGCUGGCCUCCUACUACGAAUACUGGGAAAAGAAAAUUUAUGAGGUCCUGACAAAGCUCAUUCUGAAGAAUUUGCAGUCUUUUAAUUCUUUGAUCCUUGGAAAUGUCCCUCUGUUCCAAACUGAAACCAUUCUGACGGCUCCUGAGAUCAUCCUUCAUCCCAACACAAAUGAGAUCGACAAGAUGUGCUUCCAUUGUGUCCGGAAUUGUGUGGAGAUCACCAAGCAUUUUGUUCGUUGGAUGAAUGGCAGCUGCAUAGAAUGCCCCCCUCAGAAGGGGGAGGAAGAAGAAGUUGUUAUAAUAAACUUUUACAAUGAUAUCUCUCUGAACCCUCAGAUAAUUGAACAAGCUGUUAUGAUCCCCCAAAAUGUCCACAGGAUUCUGAUCAAUCUUAUGAAGUAUCUACAAAAAUGGAAGCGGUAUCGACCUCUCUGGAAAUUGGACAAAGCUAUUGUGAUGGAGAAAUUUGCCUCCAAGAAACCUCCUUGUGUAGCAUAUGAUGAAAAAUUGCAGUUCUAUUCCAAGAUAGCCUAUGAGGUUAUGCGCCACCCUCUAAUUAAGGAUGAGCAUUGCAUCAGACUUCAGCUCGGGCAUCUGGCAAACACAGUGCAGGAAAAUGCCAAGUCCUGGGUGAUUUCGCUUGGAAAACUUCUCAAUGAGUCAGCAAAAGAGGAGCUCUAUAGUCUCCAUGAAGAGAUGGAGCACCUGGCCAAAAGCCUUAGGAAGAUCCCCAAUACCCUUGAAGAUCUCAAGUUUGUCCUUGCAACAAUUGCAGAAAUUAGAAGUAAAUCUCUAGUCAUGGAAUUAAGAUACAGGGACGUCCAGGAGCGAUACCGUACCAUGGCAAUGUAUAACCUCUUUCCUCCUGAUGCAGAGAAAGAACUGGCUGAUAAGAUUGAGAGCACGUGGUCCAAUCUGUUUAAUGAUUCGGUGAAUGUGGAGCAUGCUCUUGGGGACAUAAAGAGAACUUUCACAGAGAUUACUCGAGGCGAAAUAAUGAACUACAGAGUUCAGAUAGAGGAUUUUGCAAAGCGUUUUUACAGUGAAGGCCCUGGUUCUGUUGGUGAUGAUCUUGAUAAAGGAGUAGAGCUUUUAGGUGUUUUUGAAAGAGAGCUGGCAAGGCAUGAAAAGAGCCGUCAGGAACUGGCUAACGCUGAGAAACUUUUCGAUCUUCCUAUUACCAUGUACCCAGAGCUGCUGAAAGUGCAGAAGGAAAUGAGUGGGCUGAGGAUGAUUUACGAGCUCUACGAAGGACUAAAGGUUGCAAAAGAAGAAUGGUCUCAGACCCUUUGGAUCAAUCUGAAUGUGCAGAUUCUCCAGGAAGGAAUUGAAGGUUUUCUCAGGGCUCUCAGAAAGCUACCUCGGUCAGUCCGUGGCUUAUCAGUGGCCUACUACUUGGAAGCGAAAAUGAAGGCAUUCAAAGACUCAAUUCCUUUACUUCUUGACUUGAAACAUGAGGCACUAAGAGACAGGCAUUGGAAAGAACUUAUGGAAAAAACGUCUGUCUUUUUUGAAAUGACCGAAACGUUCACCCUAGAAAAUAUGUUUGCUAUGGAACUGCACAAACACACGGAUGUUCUCAAUGAGAUUGUCACAGCAGCAAUCAAGGAGGUUGCCAUUGAGAAGGCUGUGAAGGAAAUCCUAGACACGUGGGAAAAUAUGAAAUUCACUGUAGUCAAGUAUUACAAAGGCACACAGGAGCGAGGCUACAUCCUGGGUUCUGUUGACGAAAUUAUUCAGUCUCUUGAUGACAACACUUUCAACCUGCAGAGCAUCUCAGGAAGCAGAUUUGUGGGGCCUUUCCUGCAAACUGUUCACAAAUGGGAAAAAACGCUUUCUCUAAUAGGAGAAGUCAUUGAGAUUUGGAUGUUGGUUCAGAGAAAAUGGAUGUAUCUUGAAAGUAUUUUUAUUGGUGGAGAUAUAAGAUCACAACUCCCGGAAGAGGCAAAAAAGUUUGACAACAUCGAUAGAGUAUUUAAAAGGAUCAUGGGCGAGACCUUAAAAGACCCCGUGAUCAAGAGGUGCUGUGAAGCCCCAAACCGCCUCAGUGACCUACAGAAUGUCAGCGAGGGCCUGGAGAAAUGCCAGAAAAGUCUCAACGACUACUUAGAUUCGAAGAGAAACGCCUUCCCGAGGUUCUUCUUCAUUUCUGACGAUGAGCUGCUCAGCAUUCUGGGGAGCAGUGACCCACUCUGCGUCCAGGAGCACAUGAUCAAGAUGUACGACAACAUAGCAUCGCUGCGGUUUAACGACGGCGAUAGUGGAGAAAAACUGGUGUCCGCGAUGAUUUCAGCGGAAGGAGAAGUCAUGGAGCUGCGGAAGAUCGUGCGGGCCGAAGGGCGCGUGGAGGACUGGAUGACGGCAGUUUUGAAUGAAAUGAGAAGAACUAAUAGACUAAUUACCAAAGAGGCUAUUUUUAGAUACUGUGAAGACAGAAGCAGAGUCGACUGGAUGCUCCUGUACCAGGGCAUGGUGGUGCUGGCCGCCAGCCAGGUGUGGUGGACCUGGGAGGUGGAAGACGUCUUCCACAAAGUGCAAAAAGGGGAGAAGCAGGCCAUGAAGAACUACGGCAGGAAAAUGCACCGACAGAUCGAUGAGUUGGUAACGCGCAUCACCAUGCCCCUGAGCAAAAACGACAGGAAAAAAUACAACACCGUUCUCAUCAUUGACGUGCACGCCAGAGACAUAGUUGAUUCUUUCAUAAGAGGCAGCAUCCUGGAGGCCCGAGAGUUUGAAUGGGAAAGUCAGUUGCGGUUUUAUUGGGACCGGGAGCCAGAUGAGCUGAACAUCCGCCAGUGCACGGGAACCUUUGGCUACGGAUACGAGUACAUGGGUCUGAACGGCAGGCUGGUCAUCACGCCCCUCACCGACCGGAUUUACCUGACGCUCACCCAGGCACUGUCCAUGUAUCUGGGUGGGGCCCCUGCUGGCCCAGCAGGUACCGGCAAAACCGAGACCACCAAGGACCUGGCGAAAGCCUUGGGUUUGCUCUGCGUUGUCACCAACUGUGGCGAAGGCAUGGAUUACAAGGCCGUGGGGAAGAUUUUCUCUGGCCUGGCCCAGUGCGGGGCUUGGGGCUGCUUUGAUGAGUUUAAUCGAAUCGACGCUUCUGUGCUCUCCGUGAUCUCCUCUCAGAUCCAGACAAUCCGAAACGCUCUGAUCCAUCAGUUAACCACGUUCCAGUUUGAAGGGCAGGAGAUUUCCCUGGACUCCCGCAUGGGCAUCUUCAUCACCAUGAACCCCGGCUACGCGGGCCGCACGGAGCUGCCCGAGUCAGUGAAGGCGCUGUUCAGGCCCGUGGUCGUGAUCGUGCCCGACCUGCAGCAGAUCUGCGAGAUCAUGCUCUUCUCCGAGGGCUUCCUGGGGGCCAAGACUCUGGCAAAAAAGAUGACAGUUCUGUAUAAGCUGGCCCGGGAGCAGCUGUCCAAGCAGUAUCACUAUGAUUUUGGACUCAGAGCCCUGAAAUCGGUGCUGGUCAUGGCUGGUGAGCUGAAGAGAGGCUCCUCUGACCUUAGGGAGGACGUGGUGCUGAUGAGGGCCCUGCGAGACAUGAACCUGCCCAAGUUUGUGUUUGAAGAUGUUCCUCUUUUCCUCGGUUUGAUUUCGGAUCUGUUUCCUGGGCUGGACUGCCCUCGUGUCCGCUACCCUGACUUCAAUGAUGCGGUAGAGCAGGUCCUGGAGGAGAACGGCUACACGGUCCUACCCAUCCAGGUGGAUAAAGUGGUUCAAAUGUUCGAGACCAUGUUAACCCGCCACACGACGAUGGUGGUGGGACCCACCAGAGGGGGCAAGUCCGUCGUCAUUAACACUCUGUGUCAGGCCCAGACCAAGCUUGGGCUGAUGACAAAGUUGUACAUCCUGAACCCCAAAGCCGUGAGUGUCAUAGAACUCUAUGGCAUCCUGGACCCAACCACCCGAGACUGGACCGAUGGGGUGUUGUCAAACAUCUUCAGGGAAAUCAACAGGCCAACGGAUAAGAAGGAGCGAAAGUAUAUUUUAUUUGAUGGUGAUGUGGAUGCUCUAUGGGUGGAAAACAUGAAUUCUGUGAUGGAUGACAACAAGUUGUUGACAUUGGCCAAUGGGGAACGCAUCCGGCUCCAAGCACACUGUGCCCUGCUCUUUGAGGUUGGAGAUUUACAGUAUGCCUCCCCUGCAACUGUCUCUCGAUGUGGAAUGGUUUAUGUGGACCCUAAAAACUUGAAAUAUAGACCUUACUGGGAAAAAUGGGUUAAUCAAAUACCAAACAAGGUGGAACAAUACAAUUUGAAUAGUCUCUUUGAGAAAUAUGUGCCCUAUCUCGUGGAUGUGAUAGUGGAAGGGAUAGUGGAUGGAAGACAAACAGAGAAGCUGAAGACAAUAGUUCCUCAGACAGACCUCAAUAUGGUAACCCAGUUAGCCAAGAUGUUGGAUGCAUUACUAGAAGGAGAAAUAGAGGACCUCGACCUGCUGGAGUGCUACUUCCUGGAGGCUCUAUACUGCUCUCUGGGAGCCUCCCUGCUUGAGGAUGGAAGGACGAAAUUUGACGAAUAUAUCAAACGCCUUGCUUCUUUGUCUACUGUUGACACAGAAGGAGUUUGGGCCAACCCUGGGGAACUGCCAGGUCAACUUCCAACCUUGUAUGACUUUCAUUUUGAUGACAAACGGAAUCAGUGGGUCCCAUGGAGUAAAUUAGUUCCAGAGUAUAUUCAUGCCCCCGAGAGGAAAUUUAUCGACAUCCUGGUUCACACAGUGGAUACCACUCGGUCUACCUGGAUAUUGGAACAAAUGGUUAAAAUUAAGCAACCUGUUAUUUUUGUUGGUGAAUCUGGCACUUCUAAGACAGCCACUACCCAGAAUUUCCUCAAAAAUCUGAGUGAAGAAACUAACAUUGUGUUAAUGGUCAACUUCUCCUCCCGCACCACAUCCAUGGAUAUCCAAAGAAAUUUAGAAGCAAAUGUGGAAAAGCGAACCAAAGAUACUUACGGCCCGCCCAUGGGAAAACGCCUGCUGGUGUUCAUGGAUGACAUGAAUAUGCCAAGGGUGGAUGAAUACGGCACGCAGCAGCCAAUUGCCUUGCUGAAGCUGCUGUUGGAGAAAGGCUAUUUAUAUGACCGUGGGAAGGAGCUGAACUGUAAAAGCAUUCGAGACCUUGGCUUUAUUGCUGCAAUGGGAAAAGCCGGAGGAGGCCGCAAUGAAGUUGACCCGAGAUUUAUUUCACUAUUCAGUGUCUUCAACGUGCCGUUUCCUUCAGAGGAGUCUCUGCAUUUAAUUUAUUCCUCCAUCCUGAAAGGCCAUACCUCGACGUUUCAUGAAAGCAUUGUGGCUGUGAGUGGCAAGCUGACAUUCUGCACGCUAGCACUUUACAAAAUUAUUGUGCAAGACCUACCUCCCACUCCGUCGAAGUUCCAUUACAUCUUCAACCUUCGAGAUCUCUCACGGGUUUUUAAUGGUCUUGUCCUCACUAACCCGGAGCGAUUCCAGACGGUGGCCCAGAUGGUGAGAGUCUGGAGGAAUGAAUGUCUGAGAGUCUUCCACGACCGGCUGAUCAGUGAAACAGACAAGCAGCUGGUACAACAGCACUUAGGUGAUUUGGUUACGGAACAUUUUAACGAUGACGUGGAGGUGGUGAUGAGGGAUCCCAUAUUGUUUGGAGACUUCCGGAUGGCUCUGCACGAGGGAGAACCACGCAUUUAUGAAGACAUCCAGGACUACGAGGCGGCCAAGGCUCUGUUCCAGGUAUUUGAGAUCCUGCUGAGCCGAGGCUACUCGGAGAACAAUUUCCGGGAAGACCUGAAGAGCCUCUAUUUGAAACUCGGGAUCGAGAACAAAGCGACGAUCUUUCUGUUCACGGACGCCCAUGUGGCCGAGGAAGGCUUCCUGGAGCUCAUCAACAACAUGCUGACCUCAGGAAUUGUACCUGCGCUUUUCCCUGAAGAGGAGAAGGAGUCUAUCCUGAGUCAGAUUGGACAGGAAGCUCUGAAGCAAGGCAUGGGGCCGGCCAAGGAGUCCGUGUGGCAGUACUUCGUGAACAAAAGUGCAAAUAACCUGCACAUUGUCCUGGGCAUGUCGCCAGUGGGGGACACCCUGAGGACCUGGUGCAGAAACUUCCCAGGGAGCGUGCAGUGUAGUACUGGCAUCUACUGGUUUGUCCUUUGGCCUAAAAAUACAUUUUUUAUUCCUUCCUCUUCAGGGCGUAAUCCAAUGAUCCCGGCAGAAAAUAUAGAAAAUGUGGUAAAGCAUGUUGUUUUGGUUCACCAGUCCGUGGGUCACUACAGCAAACAGUUUCUACAGAAAUUGAGGCGCAGCAACUAUGUCACUCCCAAGAACUACCUUGAUUUUAUUCACACCUAUUCAAAAUUGCUGGAUGAGAAAACUCAGUAUAAUAUAGCUCAGUGCAAGCGUCUGGACGGGGGACUGGACAAGCUGAAGGAGGCCACCAUCCAGCUGGACGAGCUGAACCAGAAGCUGGCCGAGCAGAAGAUCGUGCUGGCCGAGAAGUCUGCCGCCUGCGAGGCCUUGCUGGAGGAGAUCGCCGUCAACACCGCUGUAGCUGAGGAGAAGAAGAAACUGGCGGAGGAAAAGGCCAUAGAGAUAGAGGAGCAGAACAAGGUCAUUGCCAUGGAGAAGGCUGAGGCCGAGACGACCCUGGAGGAGGUCAUGCCCAUCCUGGAGGCCGCGAAGCUGGAGCUGCAGAAGCUGGACAAGUCGGACGUGACUGAGAUUAGGUCGUUUGCUAAGCCCCCGAAGCAGGUGCAGACGGUCUGUGAAUGCAUCCUCAUCAUGAAGGGGUACAAAGAGCUCAACUGGAAAACCGCCAAGGGCAUGAUGUCCGACCCGAAUUUCCUGAGGUCUCUGAUGGAGAUCGAUUUUGAUUCGAUUACCCAGAGCCAAGUGAAAAACAUCAAAGGCCUCUUGAAGACUCUUAAUACCACGACUGAAGAAAUGGAAGCUGUCAGCAAAGCCGGGCUGGGGAUGCUGAAAUUUGUCGAAGCUGUAAUGGGCUACUGUGAUGUUUUCAGAGAGAUCAAGCCCAAAAGAGAGAAGGUGGCCAGGUUGGAGCGGAAUUUUUACCUCACUAAACGGGAACUGGAAAGGAUCCAGAAUGAGUUGGCAGCAAUUCAGAAAGAGCUGGAAACAUUGGGUGCCAAAUACGAGGCCGCCAUACUGGAAAAGCAGAAGCUGCAGGAGGAAGCCGAGAUCAUGGAGAGGCGGCUGAUUGCUGCAGACAAACUCAUCUCGGGUCUGGGGUCGGAAAACAUCAGGUGGCUGAAUGACCUGGAUGAGCUGAUGCACCGGCGUGUGAAGUUGCUGGGGGACUGCCUGCUCUGCGCGGCCUUCCUGAGCUACGAGGGAGCCUUCACCUGGGAGUUCCGUGACGAGAUGGUCAAUCGGAUUUGGCAAAACGACAUCCUGGAGCGGGAGAUUCCUCUGAGCCAGCCUUUCCGGCUGGAAAGCCUGCUCACGGAUGAUGUUGAGAUCAGCAGAUGGGGAUCCCAGGGCCUUCCCCCCGAUGAGCUGUCUGUUCAGAAUGGCAUCCUCACCACCCGGGCCAGCCGCUUCCCUCUCUGCAUCGACCCCCAGCAGCAGGCCCUCAACUGGAUCAAGAGAAAAGAGGAGAAGAACAAUCUGCGGGUCGCUUCCUUUAACGACCCUGACUUCCUCAAGCAGCUAGAGAUGUCCAUAAAGUACGGGACCCCUUUCCUGUUCCGCGAUGUUGAUGAAUACAUCGAUCCUGUGAUUGAUAACGUCUUAGAAAAAAAUAUAAAAGUCUCCCAAGGACGGCAGUUUAUUAUCCUGGGAGACAAGGAAGUUGACUAUGAUUCAAAUUUCAGACUGUACCUAAACACCAAGCUGGCCAAUCCCAGAUACUCCCCAUCCGUGUUUGGGAAAGCUAUGGUCAUCAAUUACACCGUCACGCUGAAGGGCCUGGAGGACCAGCUGCUGAGCGUGCUGGUGGCUUAUGAGAGGCGGGAGUUGGAGGAGCAGCGGGAGCACCUCAUCCAGGAGACCAGCGAGAACAAGAACCUACUCAAGGACCUGGAAGAUUCCCUCCUUCGGGAGCUGGCCACGUCCACCGGGAACAUGCUGGACAAUGUGGACCUGGUGCACACCCUGGAGGAGACCAAAUCCAAGGCAACAGAGGUCUCAGAGAAACUCAAGCUGGCGGAGAAGACAGCCUUGGACAUCGACAGGCUGCGGGAUGGCUACCGGCCAGCAGCCAGGAGGGGGGCCAUCCUGUUCUUCGUGCUGUCUGAGAUGGCCCUGGUGAACUCCAUGUACCAGUACUCCCUGAUUGCCUUCUUAGAGGUCUUCGGGCUGUCACUGAAGAAGUCGCUGCCCGAUUCCAUUCUCAUGAAACGCCUGAGGAACAUCAUGGACACACUGACCUUCAACAUCUAUAACUACGGCUGCACGGGGCUGUUUGAGAGGCACAAGCUACUCUUUUCUUUUAAUAUGACCAUCAAGAUAGAACAAGCAGAAGGGAGAGUCCCUCAAGAAGAAUUAGAUUUCUUUCUAAAAGGAAACAUUUCCCUGGAGAAAAGCAGAAGAAAAAAGCCCUGCGCUUGGUUGUCUGACCAAGGAUGGGAAGAUAUCAUUCUUUUAUCAGAGAUGUUUUCAGACAGCUUUGGGCGACUUCCUGAUGAUGUUGAGAAUAACCAGACUGUCUGGCAGGAGUGGUAUGACCUGGAUUCACUGGAGCAGUUUCCAUUCCCCUUGGGUUACGAUAACAACAUCACCCCUUUCCAGAAAUUGCUUAUUUUGCGCUGUUUCCGUGUGGAUCGGGUCUAUCGGGCAGUGACUGACUAUGUGACUGUAACAAUGGGAGAGAAGUAUGUACAGCCCCCAAUGAUCAGCUUUGAAGCUAUUUUUGAGCAGAGCACUCCAAAUUCGCCCAUUGUGUUUAUCCUGAGUCCUGGCUCUGACCCUGCCAGUGAUCUUAUGAAAUUAGCAGAGCGAAGUGGUUUUGGAGGAAAUCGCCUCAAAUUCCUUGCAAUGGGUCAAGGUCAAGAAAAGGUGGCCCUGCAGCUGCUGGAGACUGCAGUGGCUCGGGGGCAGUGGCUGAUGCUGCAGAACUGCCACCUCCUGGUCAAGUGGCUGAAAGAUCUGGAGAAGUCCUUGGAGAGGAUCACCAAGCCCCACCCAGACUUCCGCCUGUGGCUCACCACGGACCCCACCAAGGGCUUCCCCAUUGGGAUUCUGCAGAAGUCCCUAAAGGUUGUCACUGAGCCGCCCAAUGGGCUGAAACUCAACAUGAGGGCAACUUACUUCAAGAUCUCUCACGAAAUGCUGGACCAGUGCCCGCACCCUGCCUUCAAGCCGCUGGUCUACGUGCUGGCAUUCUUUCAUGCUGUGGUGCAGGAGAGAAGGAAGUUUGGGAAGAUUGGCUGGAACGUAUACUAUGACUUCAAUGAGUCUGACUUCCAGGUCUGCAUGGAAAUUCUGAACACGUACUUAACGAAAGCCUUCCAGCAACGGGACCCGAGGAUCCCGUGGGGCAGCCUCAAGUACCUAAUUGGAGAGGUCAUGUAUGGAGGACGGGCCAUCGACAGCUUUGAUCGCCGCAUCCUGACCAUCUACAUGGAUGAGUACCUGGGGGACUUCAUUUUUGAUACUUUCCAGCCAUUCCACUUCUUCCGGAACAAGGAAGUGGACUACAAAAUCCCUGUUGGUGACGAAAAGGAGAAAUUUGUUGAAGCCAUUGAGGCCCUCCCGCUUGCCAACACGCCAGAAGUGUUUGGUCUCCACUCCAACGCUGAGAUUGGCUAUUACACACAGGCGGCUCGAGACAUGUGGGCGCACCUGCUGGAGCUGCAGCCUCAGACAGGGGAAUCCAGCAGUGGCAUCAGCCGCGAUGAUUAUAUUGGCCAAGUGGCCAAAGACAUAGAAAACAAGAUGCCCAAAGUCUUUGACUUGGACCAAGUGAGGAAGCGCCUUGGAACAGGAAUCUCCCCCACUUCGGUGGUGCUCCUGCAGGAGCUGGAACGCUUCAACAAGCUUGUGGUCCGGAUGACCAAGUCUCUGGCUGAACUUCAAAGGGCCUUAGCUGGAGAAGUUGGAAUGAGCAAUGAGUUAGACGAUGUGGCCAGGUCUCUUUUUAUCGGGCAGAUCCCUAAUAUCUGGAGAAGGCUUGCUCCCGACACCUUAAAGUCCCUUGGAAACUGGAUGGUCUACUUCCUGCGGCGGUUCAGCCAGUAUAUGUUGUGGGUCACCGAGGGUGAGCCCAGCGUGAUGUGGCUCUCAGGGCUGCACAUCCCUGAGUCCUACCUCACGGCGCUGGUGCAGGCCACCUGCCGGAAGAACGGCUGGCCGCUGGACCGCUCCACCUUGUUCACACAAGUGACCAAGUUCCAGGACGCAGAUGAAGUGAAUGAGCGGGCGGGACAAGGGUGCUUUGUCUCAGGACUGUACCUGGAGGGUGCUGACUGGGAUAUAGAAAAAGGAUGUCUUAUCAAGAGCAAACCCAAGGUGCUGGUUGUGGACCUGCCGAUCCUGAAGAUCAUCCCCAUUGAAGCCCAUCGCCUCAAGCUGCAGAAUACCUUCCGGACCCCCGUCUACACCACCUCCAUGAGAAGGAACGCCAUGGGAGUCGGCUUGGUGUUUGAAGCUGAUCUCUUUACCACGAGGCACAUUUCUCACUGGGUGCUGCAAGGAGUAUGCCUCACCCUGAAUUCUGAUUAACCUUUGGGUGAAGAAAACUGCUUAAUGAAUUCGGAGCCUCGGGCUGGUUGGGAAGAGUGAUCAGGUCUGCUGUCAUUUCUUGGGGCUUCUCAAGAGGCAGGAGGGGGACUGACACUGAUUUUUCAUUUGAAAUCAGCCAUUUAAAUCUCUUUCCAUACAAAUUAACCUGAAUGGUUUUAUUUUUAAUACUACUUUUUAAAAGGAAUUUAUAUGAUCACAAAGUAAAUAUUGGAGAGUAUUUUAA
This is a messenger RNA of Mandrillus leucophaeus (drill), 13682 nucleotides long. It is a transcript of the gene DNAH10, whose product is annotated as dynein, axonemal, heavy chain 10. The coding region runs from base 35 to 13438 and encodes 4467 amino acids. Gene Ontology annotation, biological process: microtubule-based movement. Gene Ontology annotation, cellular component: dynein complex. NCBI's taxonomy places the organism in Eukaryota, Metazoa, Chordata, Mammalia, Primates, Cercopithecidae. Gene Ontology annotation, molecular function: minus-end-directed microtubule motor activity; dynein light intermediate chain binding; dynein intermediate chain binding. The record is from RefSeq and is a predicted model, not a curated record. The transcript is spliced from 78 exons.